Molecule: messenger RNA, 1593 nt
Organism: Psilocybe cubensis
Lineage: Eukaryota; Fungi; Basidiomycota; Agaricomycetes; Agaricales; Agrocybaceae
Exons: 9
Coding region: 1-1593 (530 amino acids)
Biological process (GO): translation
Molecular function (GO): GTPase activity; GTP binding
Source: RefSeq, a predicted model, not a curated record
AUGGCUCAGAGAUCUGCUACUAGUUCGCGUGCUUCGACCCCGGUGGGAUCUCCAGCCAAAGGCCCUAAGAAAGCACCUUCUGUUGGUACCUCGACGCCUCUCAGAAAGGCUUCGAACGAUCAGCAGAAUUUGGACAUGGCAGGUUUGAAUUUAAAUGAGAACGUUGAUGUAUCUUCCACUAUUGCAGAAGAACCCCCUAAAAUGAUCUUGGCCCGCGAUAAAGUUCUAGAGGAAGCAAAGAGGUUGCUAGAUGCUGAAAGCGCUAAUGGGAAAAAGGGGAUUAGCCUCGUAGUCAUCGGCCAUGUUGACGCCGGAAAAUCUACCCUCAUGGGUCGGCUUUUGUACGAGCUUGGAAAGCUCGAUGAAAAAACAAGGCGGGCAAACGAACGAGGUAGCGACAAAAUUGGAAAGAGUAGCUUUAGUUGGGCGUGGGGCCUCGAUGGAACAGUUGAGGAACGAGAAAGAGGAAUAACGAUGGAUGUUGCUUUGCAAUCUUUAGAGACGCCUCAUAGACAAAUCACUAUUCUUGAUGCCCCGGGACAUAAAGAUUUUAUCCCAAAUAUGAUAUCAGGAGCAUCACAGGCAGAUUGCGCCCUUCUCGUAGUCGAUGCCACGACCGGCGAAUUUGAAUCCGGUUUCCAAAAAGGUGGACAAACUCGUGAACAUCUGUUGCUAGUCAGGAGUCUAGGCGUGGCUCAAGUUAUUGUAGCUGUCAAUAAACUUGAUCAGGUCGAAUGGAGCAGGGCUCGCUAUGAAGAAAUAUGCGAGGAACUACGUCCAUUCCUCAUACAGUCUGGUUUUCAGCCUUCGAAAACCAAGUUUGUACCCGUGGGUGCUGUCCAAGGCAUAAACUUGGUCGGUCGGGACAAAGUAUUAGGAGCACAAUUGUCCGAAUGGUAUAAAGGACCCACACUGGUUGAUCUUCUUGAUGUGUUAGUGCCUCCUGCCAGAGAUAUUAUUUCUCCGUUGAGAGUCCCGAUAUCAAAUAUCUCAAAGAGGCAAAACCUUGGCGCUUCUGUCUCAGGCAGGCUCUGCGGUGGGGUCGUCCAGGUAGGCGAAAAGUUGAGAGUCUUGCCCGGAGACGAGACAGCUAUAGUCAAAGGCAUUGAUAUCGAAGAUCAGUCUGUACCAUGGGCUGCAUCUGGGUCAAACGUUGUACUGCACCUGACUGCCAUAGACCCUGUCCAUCUUCAUACUGGCAGUGUCCUCUGUCCUCCGACAGAUCUUGUACCUUUGGCCGUCGUAUUUACUGCCAGAAUUAUUGUAUUCGAUAUUCAGGUCCCAAUCACUGCUGGAACUUCCGUGGAACUCUAUCAUCACUCGCGCGAUGUUCCUGCAACAACAUCCAAAUUAAUUACUACUAUUGACCGCGCUACUGGGAAAGCUAUUAAAUCCAAUCCUCGUGUAUUAACCAAGAAUACUUCGGCUGAAGUCGAGAUUACCUUGCGUGGCACAAAAGUGUCGGGAUCUACAAUGACAACCCGUGGGAUAGCAAUAGAGCCUUUUGCCGUCAAUAAAGAUAUGGGUAGAAUUUUGAUCAGAAGAGGUGGUGAAACAAUUGCGGCAGGUGUUGUCCUCGAGAUAAUCGGAUAG